Gaeumannomyces tritici R3-111a-1 is the source of this 702-nucleotide messenger RNA. RefSeq lists its product as hypothetical. NCBI's taxonomy places the organism in Eukaryota, Fungi, Ascomycota, Sordariomycetes, Magnaporthales, Magnaporthaceae. The transcript has 3 exons. The record is from RefSeq and is a predicted model, not a curated record. The coding region runs from base 1 to 702 and encodes 233 amino acids.
AUGGCAGAUGAGUUCUGGGCUAGCCUAACCGGCCAGCUAGGGCUGUUCAUGAAAGACCGGGGAAGGUUUCUCGAGCAAUACGGAAGGAACUUGGACUGGUGCCUGCCACAGCUGCUGAAAGCGGUUAAGGAGAUUAUCCAGACCAUGAUCGCAGCGCAAGAUUGCGAGCUCCUGAGCGAGGGCAUGCGCAGCCUGCUUGGCGUUUUGGAGGCCAUGAAGCUCGACGUUGCAAACCACAUAAUCCGCUCUUUGCGCGAGCGAAUAAUCGACGACACGGUAAAUUUCUUACAGCGCCAUUUUCGCAGAAAGCUGCAGGUGGAUUUCGACAUCGCCGACGCCAAGACAUGGUACUGGAACGCCUCACGGCAGUAUUCGGCUAUCAGCACCACGCCUGAGACCCGACAGGGGCUCGGCGAUAUGGCCGUUUUCUUCUAUGGGCUUUCGGCCAUGGUGCUGCCCACUAGUCUGCCUAAACAUAUGCAUGGAGUACCAGAGGACACUUGGUUCAGGGGCCUCCCCACCGUGCAGCUCGGCCUGCACCUUUACGCCUCACUCGUUGAAUUCGGCGCCAGAGGCGGCUGGGGAGUCCAUCAAAUCGGCGGUGUACGCAUCCCUCGUUGCCCUGCUUCGGACUAUCCAACCGGCGGUAUCUCCGCAAGAAAAGUGGCAAAUACUUGUGCCAAAGGUAGCGGUGGAAAUUAG